AAGCACCUCCACUGCCGUGCAGCGUCCACUUCCGCCAUGGCUGCCCCCACCCGCUACGACGUCGUGGUGGUGGGCGCCGGCUCGGGCGGCCUCACCGCCGCGAAGACGGCGGCGCGCUUCGGAGCCAAGACGAUGUUGGUGGAACGCCUGCCACGCUUGGGAGGUGAUUGCACCUGGUUUGGCUGCGUUCCAUCAAAGGCCUUGAUCCGAUGCGCGCACGCCUUCCAUGAGGCACGCUCCAAGGCGCAGCUGUUGGGAGUGGAAGGUAUUGAGACCGAGAAGCUCCAGUGCAAUUGGCAAAAGGUCAAGGAGCACAUCAAGUCGUGUCAAGACUUCAUUUACAAAGAAGAUGACAGCCCCGAAGUGCUGGAAACUGCAGGGGUCACGGUGCGCGUGGGCUGUCACGCAUCCUUCCUGGAUUCCAAGACGAUUCAGCUCACGUCAGGCGACACUGGUGCCGAGCCGGUGGAGACGGUAUUUGCGGAGCACUUCAUCCUUUGCACAGGUGCCAGCCCUGUCUUGCCACCCGUGAAAGGCCUCGAGGAUGUGGCACAAGCGAUGCAACGCUUCGGCGUCCAGGUGACCCUUGUGGGCAAGCUGAUGCCACGAGAAGAUGAAGAUGUGCGAGGAGUCAUGACAGAGAUCUUCACUGAGGAGGGCAUCACUGUGGUGGCUGCCCGCGCUGACUCGGUCGAGCGCGUCGAGGGCGGAGGUCUCCUACUUCGCGCGGGUGAUCGUGAGCUCCGCUGCGCGGCACUGCUGGUGGCGGCCGGGCGACGGCCGCAGAACCUGGAGAAGCUGAAGUUGGAACGUGCUCAAGUGCGAUGGACCAAGGACGGCAUCCCUGUGGAUCAGAAGCUCCGCAGCAAUGUGCGCCACAUCAUGGCUGUGGGCGACUGCCUGGGUGGGCUUCAGUUCACCCAUCUAGCGGGAUACCAGGGCGCGUUGGCCGCCUUCAAUUGCGUGCAAGGGAUCCAAGUGAAAGGACCUUCGGGUGGACAAGUGCCGCGAUGCACCUUCACACAUCCAGAGGUGGCCACUGUGGGGCUGACCUUCACGGAGGCCGUGACGCAACUGGGCGCCGUCCGGGUCUCCGCGCGCCUGCGGCGCUUGGACCACGUGGACCGGGCCAUCUGCGAAUACGAGACGCGAGGCUUCAUCAAGAUGGUGGUCUCCUCCUCGGGGCUUCUGCUGGGCGCCACGGUGGUCGCGCCCAACGCGGGGGAGAUCGCCAGCGAGCUGGGCCUGGCCGUGGCGCAGAAGUUGAAGUUGCAGGCCAUCGCUUCGUGCAUCCACGCGUAUCCCACCAUGAGCUUCGCGCUGCAGCAACUGGCUGCAGAGGACUAUUACGCCAGUUUGCAGAAGAGCCGCACCCUGCGCUGCCUCCGGUCGAUGUGCGGUCCUCGUUUGCAUGGCGCUCGCUGAAGCGUUGAAGUCUGGCUGGAUCCUGCUGGAUCCUCUCCAGCACCGCGCAAAGUCGCGAGUUUGAGCCCGUCAUGACCAGAUGAAGCGCGUUUGGACUGCGGGCGUGUUUGAGAAAGACAUUUGAACUUGCACGGUGCCCUCCACAAUCUGGUUGGUCUAUCUUGAUCUAUAUAAAUGCAUCAUCACCAUUCAUG
This is a messenger RNA of Durusdinium trenchii, 1619 nucleotides long. The record is from the annotation of a GenBank genome assembly. Lineage: Eukaryota; Dinophyceae; Suessiales; Symbiodiniaceae.